Molecule: messenger RNA, 255 nt
Organism: Dracunculus medinensis (Guinea worm)
Lineage: Eukaryota; Metazoa; Nematoda; Chromadorea; Rhabditida; Dracunculidae
Source: the annotation of a GenBank genome assembly
AUAACGAUGUGCGCGGUUUCUGCUAUUAAUUCGGAAUCGAAAGAUUUUCCAUUGAGAUUUGCCUACUCCUUAAUUUGUAAAUUAGAACGUCCAGAGAGUUCAGCAUUCCAUUAUUAUGAAUGUUGUGGCACUUUAUAUAAUGAAUGUUGUUUCCGUCUUCAAACGUGGCUGAUUAUUGUUCUUGCAGUGAUAGGUGUGCUUAUCAUUGCCAGUAUUGUGAUUUCUUUGGUUAAAUGUAUCUUUUGCUGCAAUUAA